AUGAAAGAAGGUCCGGAAGAGUUGGCGGUGAGUUCUCGUCGCAAGAGCGAUGCUUUGGCUAGUCGAGCGAGUCGAGUGAGUCUUCAAUGGUCGGUGCCUUCGCUGGAAGGCAAGCCACCGAGUGCUCGUGGCGGCCACUCCGCUGUACUAGCUGGGACGCAUUUGCUGAUCUUUGGAGGCCACUACUUCGGUAGUGCAGGAGGGUUUGUCUAUUUGAACGAUCUGCAUCGCUUAGAUCUCGAAACUUCGUCGUGGGCUGAGGUGAUUUUUCCAAAGGACCAACCACGUCGACGAGAGGAAGGCGAAGCUGAUGCCGUUGUGCUACCAGCGCCACGAUACGGACACUCAGCGAUCCUUCUGAACGAGAAUGAACGCAUGUUCGUGUUCGGAGGGCGUGGCGCACAAGGUGAAGCCUUCCGUGACAUGUUUUUCUUCGAUCUGAACGCUAUGGCGUGGCUACAAGUACAGUGGACGACAGACUGUCCUGCUGGACGCUAUGGACAUGCAGUGGCGUCGGUAGAUGACGAGAAAAUGUUCGUCUUUGGUGGAUGGGACGGCAAGAAGAGCAUGAACGACCUCUGGGUCUUUGACUCGACUACGUUCACUUGGCGUCGCCCCAAAUGCUCGGGUAAACCACCCAACCCACGUCAAAAUCUGUCCAUGGUAGGGCUCUCCAGCAACGAAGACACCUCUCCCAGUCUCCUUCUGUAUGGAGGAUACACCGUGCUACCCGACACGUUGCCUGUGUAUAACAAAGACGUGUACGUGUUCGACGUUGCCGCGAUGGCUUGGAGUCGUCCCAGACUUGUAGGGGAAUACCCACCCGGAACUUUCGGUCAGUCGUUGAACCUCGCAGGCGCUGGUAGUGGAGCUGAGCUAGCAGUGAUGCUUGGUGGAUGGUCCGGUACGGAGCGUACGCCGCUGUUCAUGGGAGACAAGCAAGUCCGUGAACUUGUUCGACAAGAAAGUCGAGAGCAGCGUCUUGUUAAUAGCAACAAUCAACGAGAAGAGAAACGCAAGAAACGAGAACGCAAGAAACAACACGAACGAGACCUUUGCACUACUUCCUCGUACACUCGAGUACUGGAUGUCCACAACAUGGAGUGGCAUCGCGUAGCAGCAAACGGCGUAGCCGUAGCAAACCGGUAUGGCCACACGUCGACACUUGUUGGUCCUCAUCUCUUCCUCUUCGGGGGCUGGGACGGCAAUCGAGCACUAAGUCAACUCAUCGUAGGCGAACUCUCCAUCGCUCCGGAACCAGAACUCAGUGAGGAUUUCUCUGUGAUGCGCUAA
Molecule: messenger RNA, 1293 nt
Organism: Phytophthora infestans T30-4
Lineage: Eukaryota; Oomycota; Peronosporomycetes; Peronosporales; Peronosporaceae
Exons: 1
Coding region: 1-1293 (430 amino acids)
Molecular function (GO): protein binding
Source: RefSeq, a predicted model, not a curated record